GGAUAAAAGAAGUAUUUUAUGGGUGUGCAAAUGAUAAGUUUGGAGGUUGUGGAUCAAUUUUGUCUUUGCACACAGGUGGUACUGGGAAGCCUACAAGUAAUGGGGCUUCGAGGAAGGAGUUCAAGUGCACCGGCGGAAUAAUGGCAACAGAAGCCAUCAACCUUCUACGAUGUUUCUAUGAGCAAGGAAAUCCAAAUG
Messenger RNA from Striga hermonthica, 198 nucleotides. The record is from the annotation of a GenBank genome assembly. NCBI's taxonomy places the organism in Eukaryota, Viridiplantae, Streptophyta, Magnoliopsida, Lamiales, Orobanchaceae.